Molecule: messenger RNA, 507 nt
Organism: Raphanus sativus (radish)
Lineage: Eukaryota; Viridiplantae; Streptophyta; Magnoliopsida; Brassicales; Brassicaceae
Exons: 3
Coding region: 1-393 (130 amino acids)
Source: RefSeq, a predicted model, not a curated record
AUGAUCCGACUCGACCACAAUUUGGGCCCAAAAGCCCAAGAAAUCUCUAGCACAAAGAAAGCAAGUGAGAUAUACAUCUCGAAUAGCCUAACUUUCAAAAUCUCACACUCUAUAAACGUCAGUGUUAAUAAGGUCCCGGCGCAAGAGGCUAAGCCAUCGCGACGGUCGUCGGAGUCUCUGAUGGAUAAGGUGAAAACGAACUGUUUGUCCAUGGCAGUCACGUUUCAAGAAGGUCUUAGCUACGUCAAAGCGUUUUUUGUCGGCCAGGCAAAGAGGUUGACGGCCAAGAACGAGCAAGAAGCUACGGAAGCUCAUUUAACAGAGACAAAAAUGCAAGUAGAAGCAACUGAUGAAGCAGAGAACGCCAAGAAGAGGCUUCAUCAGUCUUCUUAAUGUUUUUUACUGAUGAAUCUGUUUUUUCUAAUUAUAAUGUAUUCGUAAUAUUGAUUUUAUUUGAAUUGUUGUUACUUAAUUAUUUAGCUAUCUCUCAUCAUUGAGUUUACCUUC